Molecule: messenger RNA, 1573 nt
Organism: Abrus precatorius (Indian licorice)
Lineage: Eukaryota; Viridiplantae; Streptophyta; Magnoliopsida; Fabales; Fabaceae
Product: probable polygalacturonase At1g80170
Exons: 9
Coding region: 30-1406 (458 amino acids)
Biological process (GO): carbohydrate metabolic process
Molecular function (GO): polygalacturonase activity
Source: RefSeq, a predicted model, not a curated record
CCUUGCAAUACAGCCAAGGGGGGCAAAAUAUGGACAAAUUCUUGUUGAUUUCCUUACUUGGUUUGCUGAUUGUGGCUCAUGGAGUUGCAGGUAGCAUGAAGUGUGACAACUUUGAUAUGCUUGAAGAACUUAAAAGCCUGGAGGACCUGGACAUUGAUGAAGAGACUGAGGUAGAACUCUCCGACAUUCCUUCAUGGAGAAGUGAGCGCGCCGGAAAGGUUCUUGUGAAUGUUGAUAGCUUUGGUGCUGCUGGAAAUGGAGAAUCUGAUGACACCGAGGCUUUCCAAAAAGCAUGGGAAGUUGCGUGCUCUACACCAAAAUCUGUUCUAUUAGUUCCUCAAGAUCGCCGUUACCUAGUUAAUGCAACAAAAUUCAGAGGGCCUUGUGCAGACAAGCUAAUCAUCCAAAUUGAUGGAACAUUGGUUGCACCAGAUGAGCCUAAGGACUGGGAUCCAAAACUGCAACGAGUCUGGCUUGAUUUUUCUAAAUUGGAAAAAGUUGUUUUUCAAGGUAAUGGAGUUAUUGAUGGCUCAGGAAGCAAAUGGUGGGCAGCAUCUUGCAAAAAGAACAAGUCAAAUCCUUGCAGAGGUGCACCAACGGCACUAACCAUUGAUUCAAGCUCAGCUAUAAAGGUGAAAGGACUAACUAUCCAGAAUAGCCAACAGAUGCAUUUUACCAUAUCACGAUGUGAUUCUGUUAGAAUUAGUGGCGUGAAAGUAUCAGCACCCGGAGACAGCCCAAACACUGAUGGAAUUCAUAUUAGUGAAUCCACAAAUGUCAUAAUCCAAGACAGCAAAAUUGGAACAGGGGAUGAUUGCAUAUCAAUUGUCAAUGCUAGCUCCAAUAUCAAGAUGAAGAGAAUUUAUUGUGGACCAGGACAUGGAAUCAGCAUUGGAAGCCUUGGGAAAGACAACUCAACUGGGAUAGUCACGAAAGUUAUUUUGGAUACAGCAGUUCUUAGGGAGACUACCAACGGUGUCAGAAUUAAGACUUGGCAGGGAGGUUCUGGGUAUGUUCGAGGAGUUCGUUUUCAGAAUGUGAGGGUGGAAAACGUAUCAAACCCCAUUAUCAUAGAUCAAUUUUACUGUGAUUCGCCAACCACUUGUCAAACCCAGACAUCAGCUGUGGAAAUAAGUGAGGUUAUGUACCAGAACAUAAGUGGAACAACAAUGAGUGCAAAGGCCAUUAAAUUUGAUUGCAGUGAUACAGCUCCAUGCAGCAACCUAGUCCUUAGCAAUGUGGACUUGGAGAAACAAGAUGGCACUGUUGAAACAUAUUGUCACUCAGCUCAAGGCUUUGGCUAUGGGGUGGUGCAUCCUUCUGCUGAUUGCCUCAAUUCCAAUGACAAAAAUUCUCAAAUUGAAGAAUCAACUAUGGAGGAAGAUAUUCGUCACACUGAACUAUAAGUUUGCUCUCUAUAGAUGCAUUAUACAAUAACCCUUUUAUUAUAAUUUUAUAUCAUACGGGGAGGUAAAUGGGUCUAAGUAACAGUAGAAGCCAUAUGCUGAGGAGGUUUGAGGUGAGGUAAGAGACAAAUCAAGGGAUGCAUUAUUGUUUAUUAAAUAAUUAGAAA